AUGCGUGCCAAUGGUCGGGCCCGCUUCUACUCCACUCCCACUUCGACCACCCAGGAGGAGGAGCCCAACGUCAUUGCCACCGCCGGCUCGGACGUCUUCACUCCCACCACCGGCAAGGCUCCCAGCAUCAACCGCAACUUCAACACCACCAAGUACGGCGGCCGCCAUACCGUCACCCUCAUCCCGGGUGACGGUAUUGGCCGCGAGCUGACCGACUCCGUGCGCGCCAUCUUCAAGGCCGCCGAGGUCCCGGUCGUCUUCGACAUUGUCGAUCUCGUCCCCGAUGAGACUGGCAACGUGGACAUCUCCGAGGCCGUCCAGUCCCUGCGCCGCAACAAGGUCGGCCUGAAGGGCGUGCUCUUCACGCCGAUCCUGCGCACCGGGUCCCAGUCCUUCAACCUGCAGAUCCGCAAGGAGCUGGACCUGUACGCCAACCUGGUCAUCUGCAAGUCCAUCCCCGGCUUCCCGGCCCGCCACAAGGAUGUCGAUAUUGUCAUCAUCCGUGAGAACACCGAGGGCGAGUACUCCGGCCUCGAGCACGAGCCCUUCCCCGGCGUGGUGGAGUCCCUGAAGGUCGUCACCGCCCACGGGUCCGAGCGCAUUGCCAAGUUUGCCUUUGACUAUGCCCGCCAGAACAACCGCUCCAAGGUGACCGCCAUCCACAAGGCCAACAUCAUGAAGCUCGGUGAUGGGCUCUUCCUCAAGUCCUGCGAGGACAUGGGCAAGCUCUACUCCCAGAUCGCCUUCGACUCCAUGAUCGUUGACAACUGCGCCAUGCAGAUCGUCGCCAAGCCCCACCAGUUCGAUGUCAUGGUCAUGCCCAACCUCUACGGCAACAUCAUCUCCAACAUCGGUGCCGGGCUGAUCGGCGGCCCGGGCGUCUGUGCCGGUGCCAACAUCGGCACUGACAUUGCCCUCUUCGAGCCGGGCGCCCGCCAUGUUGCCCGCGACAUCCAGGGCCGCAACCUGGCCAACCCGAUUGCCAUGCUCACCAGUGCCACGAUGAUGCUUCGUCACAUCGGCCUCAGCUCCUAUGCCGACAACAUCGACAACGCCAUCUACAAGGUCGUUGCCGACGGGAAGAUCCGCACUCGCUGCAUGGGUGGCAACUCCUCCUCCACCGACUUUGUCCUUGGUCUGAUUGCCGAGCUCCGCUAAGGUCCUCCCUUCUUCCUCCCCCUGCUCUCCUGCUCCGCGGCAUGUGCACGUGUGGGCAUGUUGUCUGGAUGCAAGAAUAGGCGUGCCAGUGCGGCAUGCAUGUGCCGCGUUCCCCCCUCCUCUCGCCUUGCUGUGCGAACACCUUGCGACUUCUCCUUCCCACAUUCCCCCCCCCCCCUGCAUUCCUCCUCCUGCUCAAGCACCGCGCGAGCAUGCCGGGCGCGAUGGGACCUCCGCCUGCGAACGCUCCCUGCCCUGCUCUCACCCCCUUGCGUUUCGUGGCUCGGCUCUUCCCUCUCCUUUGUCCAUUUCUUCUUCCCCCCUUCCCUUCCCCUCCCCCUCCCCCUCCUGAAUAUACAUUGUCAUAGAUA
Molecule: messenger RNA, 1529 nt
Organism: Fonticula alba
Lineage: Eukaryota; Rotosphaerida; Fonticulaceae
Product: isocitrate dehydrogenase (NAD+)
Exons: 5
Coding region: 1-1158 (385 amino acids)
Biological process (GO): tricarboxylic acid cycle; isocitrate metabolic process
Cellular component (GO): mitochondrion
Molecular function (GO): isocitrate dehydrogenase (NAD+) activity; magnesium ion binding; NAD binding
Source: RefSeq, a predicted model, not a curated record